This is a messenger RNA of Eremomyces bilateralis CBS 781.70, 1887 nucleotides long. RefSeq lists its product as uncharacterized. Gene Ontology annotation, biological process: negative regulation of cell population proliferation; phosphatidylinositol 3-kinase/protein kinase B signal transduction; protein dephosphorylation. Lineage: Eukaryota; Fungi; Ascomycota; Dothideomycetes; Eremomycetales; Eremomycetaceae. The transcript is spliced from 2 exons. The record is from RefSeq and is a predicted model, not a curated record. Gene Ontology annotation, molecular function: protein tyrosine/serine/threonine phosphatase activity; protein tyrosine phosphatase activity; phosphatidylinositol-3,4,5-trisphosphate 3-phosphatase activity. Bases 79 to 1887 code for a protein of 602 amino acids. Gene Ontology annotation, cellular component: nucleus; plasma membrane; cell projection.
CACUGGAAUAACAUGAUGUGCAGGUCGCGGUAUGUGUCGCAUAUAUUAAAAUAUUAGACAUUGAUGUACUAGACAUUUAUGGCAUCAAUUCUCCGCCAAAUCGUCGCUAGUCCGCGCGCCCGUCACCCUGAAGCUGGUCUCGAUCUCUGUUAUGUGACCGAUCGCAUCAUCGCAACGUCAGGUCCUUCCGGGACAUAUCCAAAGCGAUAUUACCGCAAUCCACUCGACGAACUUGUCAAAUUCCUCGACUCCAAACACAAAGACAAGUGGGCAAUAUGGGAAUUCCGCGCCGAAGGGACAGGCUACCCCGAUGACGAGGUGUACGGUCGCGUAUGGCACUUCCCAUGGCCCGAUCACCAUCCGCCACCGUUCGCGCUGAUUCCGAGGAUUGUCGCGAGCAUGCGCAAUUGGUUACACGAGGAUGAAGAGCGAGUGAUCGUCGUUCAUUGCAAGGCUGGCAAGGGUCGAAGCGGCACGUCGAGUUGCGCAUAUUUAAUCGCAGAAGAAGGAUGGACUCUGGACGAUGCUCUGCAGCGAUUCACCGCGCGGAGAAUGCGGCCGGGAUUCGGCGCAGGCGUUUCGAUUCCGUCGCAGCUGAGGUGUCUUUCGUACGUCGAUCGAUGGACGAAUCACGGGAAGAUCUACAUUGAAAGACAAAUAGAAGUUUUGGAGGUCCAUGUUUGGGGUUUAAGAGAUGGAGUCAAGGUAUCUGUACGAGGGUUCGUUGAUGAAGGGAAGGUGGUCAAGACGUUUCACACUUUCACCCGGGAAGAACGGGAAAUUGUCUCCGGUGAAAUCCAGAAAACCAGUUUCGCGGACCUUGCAUACGAAUUCAUCAGCGGCAACAAGAAAAACGGGAAAGAUACCCCCGAGACUGCUUCUAUAAGCGACGGCAGAGCGCCCACAGAUAACACGACCACUUCCAACACCUCCCUUCCACAAAUCAAGUCCCCCGACCCUUCACUAAAAACCCAACCAUCCAACGCGCCCACAACCGAUACGACCAAAGACGGCGCCGCAGCAAUAUUCCGGCCCUCUGAACCUCUCAUCCUCCCUACUUCCGACGUCAACCUCGCCGUCACCCGCCACCCCGCCUCCACCAGCACCCUCACCCUCGUCACCUCCGUCGCCCACGUCUGGUUCAACUGCUUCUUCGAAGGCUCCGGCCCCGAACGCUGCACAAACCCCUUCUCCACCCCCCUCUCCGAUACCGAAACCAAGCAGCUCCCCGACUCUCCACUCCAGAGCCCGACGGAACCCUCGACCCCGAGCACACAGUCAAAACCAGCUACCCACAAAGCAGCCAAACCCGCCGGCCCGCUCACCGACGGCGUCUUCGAAAUCGACUGGGACGAUAUGGACGGCAUCAAGGGCUCCAGCCGCAAGGGCUCCCGCGCCCUUGACCGCGUCGCCAUCGUCUGGCGCGCCGUCCCAUAUCCCGGCACCGUCGUCACCGAACCCGGAACCGACGAGCCCGUGCGCGGGAGCGUCGCCGCCGAUUGGCGGGGGGGCGCGCAUCCGGAAGAGUCGCCGGACCGGCCACCGCGGGAUGAGGAGGUGGCGGAGGAGGUUCUAGGGGUGCCCAGUGGGGCGGCGGAGAAGAAGGUGAUGGAGAAGGGGGCGGAGGAGAAAGGGGAGGAUGAACAGCAGGGGUUGGGGGUGAGAAAGGUGGCAGGGAAGGAGACGGGGGAGGCGGCGAAGGGGGUCAAGGAGGUGGUGAAUAAGGUGGUGGGGAAGGUGGGGGGAAAGGAGGAGCCGUUGGAUAUGAGUUCGGAUGAUGAGUUGGAGAUGGUGGCGGCGAGGGGGCCGGAGGGGGAGGACUUGGAGGUGGGGGAGUCAAAUGAGGCGGAGGCAAGGGGAGGUAAAGGGAGGGAGGAUAAGAGUUAA